Molecule: messenger RNA, 4897 nt
Organism: Anarrhichthys ocellatus (wolf-eel)
Lineage: Eukaryota; Metazoa; Chordata; Actinopteri; Perciformes; Anarhichadidae
Product: SITS-binding protein
Exons: 11
Coding region: 472-2553 (693 amino acids)
Source: RefSeq, a predicted model, not a curated record
CACGCAUGGGGAUCCCUCCCUUUCAGGCUGUCCGUGGCCUCCUCGCCCCGGCGGGCUGUUCCAAGACUCAGCCAAACCCUCCUGAUCCCCCGUUUCCCUCUCUCUACCUUUCCUCUGAAGAAACAACCCGGCAUUACGUCAGAAAGUGCAGGGCAAGCAAGACAGCGUCUUAGGAGCUAUUCGUAGGCAUUGCUGCCAAACCCGGCUUGGGGCUGCUCACGAGCUCACUGCAGCCAAUGCAAUUUACAAAUGCAACUCUUUUAAAACAGCAGCAGUAUGUGGUCACUGUUGCAGGCACAAUUGCGCAAAACAACAAGCGUGUAAACGGUGUAAAGAUAAAGAAUAGGCUGGUUUACCCCGUAGCCUUACUGAAAACACCAUGACGUGAUGAUGAAGCAGCAGAGUUUUUUUACGCACAGAGAUUUCUACAGCAUUUUUUGUGUUUGAUUCUUUGCUGAUCUCAAAGACAACAUGCCCCACGCUCGAAAUAGGAACCCUAGCCCCAUCCCAGAGGUAACAUGGGACACAGGAUUGAAGGAGAUGAACGAGACCUGGAAAGGAGCUAUUGCCUGUCUCGGGGUGGCCGUCUUCUUUGUCAUGACCAUCGGGAUCAUAUAUUGGCAGGUGGUGGACCAGCCCAACAAGAACUGGAUCCUUAGGGGGACUUUUAGCGGACUGAUCUGGGAGAGAAGAACCCACUCACUGGUCAUACAGACCCUAACGGAGGACAAGACCUAUGUGGAGAUAGACGUCGGGAACGUGGGGAACCCCGACAUCGAGGUUCCCUUCGUGAGGAACCUGUGCUGGCUGAAUAAAACGGAGUUCUGCUAUACGUGGGACUCGGUGGCCGAGGUGAAAAUCUCGCUGGAGGUGAAUGAGGAGACGGAGACAGAGUGUUACAGUAUGACUUGGACGCCGGUGCACUGUCAAGUGGAGUUGAAGGACUGCUUCUCCAUGACCAACGUGUCCUGGUACGGCGGCGCCAGUGUCCGGGGUCAGACCUGGCCGAUCAACGAUCAGAACGCCACCACGCAGCCCUUCAUUGUGAGCGAUCUUAAGGACAAUCCCUCUGGCUUUGGCUCAGCCCUGGAACGCUACUUCCUGGGCUCCUCAGGUGUUGCCGUGUUUGUGUCUCCCGAUAUUCCCCUGCAGCUGGGGGUGGACAGCAGACAGCAGUUCUGCCUGCAGUCGCUGCCCAGUAUGGAGCGUCUCCCUCUGCAGUACACUGUGUGUGUGGCCCACAAUGUGAAAGCUGCUCACCAGGAAGCCGUGCAACAACUCUUCCACCACAGCAGGGAGCUGCCCAACAUGAACGCGCUGUGGCUGCCGUUCUGGAAGCUGCUCACCAACGUGGAUUCAGGGCCGAAGGUGGAGAGGGAGCUGAGGACCUUCUCUAAUCGUCUGAGGAGACACCAGCUAGGGGAGGGAGUCAUCAGCCUCAAUGAACAUUCCACCACCCUCCUCUCCGACAUGGACCAUGACUACCUCAACAGCAGGAAAAGGGGGAUGUCCAAGAGACUGACCAGGGACCUCCCACUUGUCAAGCUUCUCAACAUUUCCAUCACCCUGUCCCCUUUCCUGGGCGUGGACACCACGCAGUUCCACACCUCCCUCAUGGACGGCACUGAGGCCCACUGGCUCAGUCUCCCCUCAGCCCCUCAGGGACAGCUGAUCCCGGUGAUGAGUCAGUGGCGAGGAAAGUUCUGUGUAAAGCUGAACAUCACCAACCCAGGAGCGGUGAGCUGGUUCCUGGACAGGGUGGGAGCCCUGCAGGCCCAUUUGGGGAUGGAGUAUGUGAUGCUGGAGGGGGGCGAAGGGAAUCUGUUUGAGGAGCAAGUCCUGCAGCCGCCGCAGACUCUCGGGGGAGACAAGUACAUCAGCCUGCUGGCCGACCUGGCCACAAGGAUAGGAGACUCCACCAUGGUGACAGCAGGGACACGGUCGAACCACAAGCCUCUGUUUGUGAGGAUGACCCCCAUGCAGUCCGACUGGAGCCCAAUGGGCCUGAAGGGCAUCAUUCCCUCCCUGCUGCACCACACUCUGCUGGGAUACAACUUCCUCAUUCCUGAUGCAGUAGGUGGCUCUCUGUCUGGAGACCUGGUCACAGAUGAGGAGUUGUUCAUUCGUUGGCUGGAGAUCAUGGCUUUCCUCCCUGUUAUCAGCUUCCACACGCCACCCUGGGUCUGCGGAGAGGACCGGGUGCUAAACCUGACACGGGCCUACAUAGCAAAGCACCAGAGCGAUGUGAUCCCACUGAUAGAAAAGUAUGCAGAGGAGUGGCUGAUGACGAGCAACCCCAUCUACCGGCCAAUGUGGUGGCUCAGUCCCAGUGACCCCAUGACUUUCACCAUUGAUGACCAGUUCCUCAUCGGAGACGAGGUCCUGGUGGCACCGGUGGUGGAGAAGGGGGCAGUGCAGAGGGAUAUAUAUUUACCUGACGGGGGCUUCCAGUGGCAGGACAGCAAGAAUGCUCAGGUGUUCGAUGGGGGGACGUUCCUACAGGACUACCCUGUGCCCUUGGAGGAGGUGGCUGUUUUCUUACGGAGAAGCUGAGUCACAUGACUCAUGAUCCAUGAGUCACCCGAAUUAUCCCGUUACUGUUUUGAAUCAGAUUCUUUUUUUCUCGUGCUGUUCUCAACUUGCACUUUUCCACUAAAGACCAUUGACCCUGUCUCAAGGCUUGAGAUGAUAUGUAGAAAGAUUUUUGUUUUUUUAUACUUGCACUUUACAGUUCAAAAUGAUUUUUUUCUUUUCUUCCUUUUUAAAAAAAUGAUCGGUUUUACCUCUUUGCUGAUUUGUUUCCGGACUUUUUUUUUGAUCUGUUCUGCUUUUUUUUGUAUGUAAGUUCCGGAGAAAUCUCUGCGUUUACGUACUGCAUUUCUACAGUCUUUAAAUUUUGAAUCGCUGCUGGCUCUCUUGAUAAGGAGGAACAAAGCAAGCCCCUUGUUGCUUAAAAAUAAUCUCUCAAGAAGACCAAAUGAAGAUAUAGAAGGACAAAGGACAAAGGACAAAGGCUUGUUGGGAGGAAAUUAGCUCACAGAAAGCUUCGUACCGAAAGUGACGCACCGUGGUACCCUAUGUGUUGCUCACUCGUCAGAGAGUACUUGUACUUGAACCUAUCAGGCCAACGGGCUGAUGUUUUUUGAAUGUACCUCAUAUUAUGGAUUUUCACUACUGUCAUCAGACACAACAAACUUACCCUUAGCACUUAUUCUUAGAGGAGUUCAACUUAAUUUAUCAUAUCUGUUGGACAGUUCUGAAUGUCCUUUAGUACUGUAGGCCAGAUGAACUUGAGGCCAAGCCACUGUAAUUGUAACUCUGGCUAUAUUUGAAUUUAGAUUAGAUGCCACCAUUUUACUAACCUGCUGUAGUAAUGGCUUUUAAAUGGGCCGCACUUUUUUUUAUUACCAAGUCUGUCGGAUGUUGUGUUGGUAUGCUCUUUCAUAAGUCAGUGCCAAAAUGAAGUUGAAGAAGAAAAGAAGAAAGCCUUGUUGACGACGCCACAGCUCGAAAUGAGACUUUUAACAGACAGUUUGAAAUGCACUCGCUCGCUUUCUUGCAGGGAGAUAGGUGAGAAGACUGAUACUGCUGUCACAUGUGUAUGGUAAAUAUUAAGACAGCGCAGGGAGCCGCUUGGCUUAUCAGCGGUGUACAGACUGGACACAUGGGGAAACAGCUAGUCUGGUCCAAAGCUAACAAAAUCAUACUCAAUAACUAAACAGCUUAUAUUUCGGUUAUUUAAUUCGUACAAAAUAACAAAGAGUUGUGACUUUACGAGGGGUUAAGUGAUGGACUAUUUCUUGGGCCGAGGCAGUGACUUCUCCGUUUUUUAUACUAAGUUAACCGUCUCCUGGCUGCAGACUUUCUGUUUACCAUACAGAUACAAGAGUGGUAGCAAUCUUCUCAUCUGAGACUCAGCAAGAAAGCGAAUAAAUGCAUUUCCCAAAAUGACGAACUACUCCUCUAAUAGGACGACAUGGGGAAAGAGCUCUUCAGACUAAAUACAUAAAUAAGAUGCUCUUCUAUGUAAGACAUCUUAUUGUAGCCAUCUUGAAUUCACCAGAAAGGAAUACUUGAUAAUUGAAUAAAAGGCCACAGAGAUGUAUUGGGCACAUGAACAUUGAUGAGUAAUUGUAAUCACAUUCACGUCCAUCGCUUGCCUAAAUUCAAUAGGAUUACUUAUGGAAGAUAUUUUUUUUUUAUUUGGUUUCAACGAUGAUUAAUGCUUUAAUCAAAUUAUAUAUGAAUGAGAUAACGACUAUAUUCAAAACUAGCCCAUGGAGAAAUGUAACCAACUUACCACCAUGAUGCAUUGAGUUAAUUAGCUAGUUGGCUUUUCUUUAUUGAUUUGCUUUUCACCAGACAAUCUUAACCGGCCAGCAGUGAUGAUACAGACUCUGGAGCCUUCGUGAAUGCUUUACCACUAAAUUAAUUGUGUAAUUCUAACACGUUUACUGUAUCAACUUGAACACUCAGGUCUACUGAAGCUUAUCAAAUCACCAAAUGUCUUAGUGCAACGCAGUAUGUUGUGAACACAUCUACGUCUUAAUCUCUCCCAGAGCUGAAUGUACAAUAGACAAACUGUGAUUUCCCAACCAAGCCCUUCGUGCGAGGAGCUUUUCUAGUUCCCGUUCGAAUGCUUUUAAGUCAUGCUGUGGUAUGUUCACGUAUAAGUUGCAGGAAAAGCUUUGACGUGUUAAUUCCUUCCCUCUACAGACUGAGCGAUUCAUGCGCCUUAAUAUGCCACUCUUAAAUCUGGACAACACGCGUGUCUGGAUUAUUGCAGUAAUGUACAUAUUACGAUGACUGUGCCAUUACAAGUGUUUUUUUUUCUCUUCUGUAAAUCAGAGAACUUAGAAUGACAAAGUUGCAAUAAAGUUUACAUUUUCUUACUUCA